AUGCAGCGAUUAGUACGGCCUCUACAAGCAGCAAGUAGGUUAAGACAUACCUCAACCUGUCGAAUAUCCUCCAUUCCAUACCUUACUGUCCCCGAUCCAGAUGUUGCCUCUCUCCCCUCUCACCAUACCACCGUCAACCGCAUCCUUCAACACGAUGCCAUCCUACGUAUCCAGCUUUCCUUUGCCGACAAUGACAGCAACUACAUCCAAUCUCUCAUCCUGAACCUCCACAAGAACCAUGACCAUGGCCUACCAAUCACCCACAGCGCCAAUCGUGGAUGGAUGUGGGACAUCCGUCCAACACCCGAAAGUCUCCAAAACUGCCAGGCUCGAUCCGAAACGAUGGAAGAAUUCCCGUGGCAUACAGACUGCAGCUACGAAGCUUACCCGCCCCGAUUCUUUGCCUUGCAUAUCUUGCAACCGGAUACUCGUGGUGGCGGUACUCUAUCCGUGCUCAAAGUCGACCAAUUCCUCGCCCUUCUCUCCCCCUUCGCCAAGGAGUGGUUAUUCAGCCCGAAUUAUCGAAUUUCCGUCCCUCCCGAGUUCAAAAAGAGCCCCUAUGACGAAUACAUUGUUGGGAGUCUCCUAACGACGAGUCCCGACGGCAAGUCCACUCAGCUUCGCUUUCGUGAAGACAUCGUCACUCCCUUGAACCCGCAGGCGGCAGAGGCGCUGGAGGAGCUAAAACUUGUUCUGCUCAGACCCACUUCGACCGUGCACAUCCUGGAUCUCACGGCACAAGAUUUGCCGCGCGGAUCGAUCAUCCUCAUGGAUAACAGACGGUGGUUACAUGCGCGAAAUCAAGUCAAGGAUCCUAAUCGACAUUUGCGACGAGUCCGAUGGGAUGCUCGACCAUUUGAUAAUUCUUUUUAUUUCUAG
Messenger RNA from Aspergillus glaucus CBS 516.65, 879 nucleotides. RefSeq lists its product as uncharacterized. The record is from RefSeq and is a predicted model, not a curated record. NCBI's taxonomy places the organism in Eukaryota, Fungi, Ascomycota, Eurotiomycetes, Eurotiales, Aspergillaceae. Gene Ontology annotation, molecular function: oxidoreductase activity. The coding region runs from base 1 to 879 and encodes 292 amino acids. The transcript has 2 exons.